Messenger RNA from Diabrotica virgifera virgifera (western corn rootworm), 849 nucleotides. RefSeq names its product venom allergen 5-like. NCBI's taxonomy places the organism in Eukaryota, Metazoa, Arthropoda, Insecta, Coleoptera, Chrysomelidae. Gene Ontology annotation, cellular component: extracellular region. The record is from RefSeq and is a predicted model, not a curated record. The transcript has 5 exons. Bases 36 to 806 code for a protein of 256 amino acids.
CCAUUUGCCAUUCCUCAUUCUAAAGACUGACAACCAUGAUGAUUAAAAUUAUCAAAAUUCUUGUGUUAUUUUCCGUAGUUCUUGUAAUAGAAGCAGAUUUUGAUUAUUGUUCGUUGACAUGUGACCAUGGUAAAUUUCAACAUACUGUUUGUAUCAGAAAAAAGGAGCAAUGUGGCAAGGGUCCAAAAUGCCACCCAAGCUUUCGACAAGUAGCCCUUACUGACAAGAUGAGAAGAAUCAUUCUAGAUCGCCACAAUGCACUUAGAAAUAAAGUAGCAACUGGACAAGAAAAAAUAGGAAAUCAACCUUCAGCUUCAAAUAUGAGAGCCCUGAGUUGGAGUCGAGAACUAGAAUAUAUAGCACAAUGUUGGACAAACAAUUGUCAGUAUAAACACGACGACUGCAGAAGAACUAAAAAAUGGGGGGGAGUAGGACAAAAUGUAGCUAUACAGUCUACUUACAAUUUUGUCUUUAAAGAUUUGGACGCAUUCGAAAGGUCAAUUAAGGCUUGGUACAGUGAAGUAAAAAUUUUUAAUUCGUCAAUGCUGCCCAGAUAUGAGUCAAAAGGGGAAACAAUCCAACACUACACUCAAUUAGUGUGGGCUAAAACUGACAACGUUGGUUGUGCUGCAACUUUCUACAAAAAUAGCACAGGAUGGAACUUCCAUUUGAUAGCUUGCAAUUAUGGACCUACAGGCAAUUACAAAUAUAACUCAGUGUAUAAACAAGGUCCGCCUGUAUCAGAUUGUGGAAAACUGCCAGUAAAUAAAAAAUACCGCGGAUUGUGUGGACCUGAUAAUCUCUAACAACCGAACUAGUGUAUUUUUUGUAAAAAAUUAAUAAAAUAAU